UCACUUAACUUGUCCGUUUGCCCGGGGAAAUCGCUUAAACACCUCAGCUGCUUGCCUAGUAAAUUAAAAGCAAGGUGUUGUCUCUUAAACAAAACCAAAGGACCGUUUAUGGAACAUUCUUCGCUUCAGCUGUCCUUGGAAACACAACAGGCGAUGCAAGCCGUAGAUCGCAAGCCCAUUAUCCUGUGUCGGGUCUGUGGGGAUAGAUCAUCUGGAAAACAUUACGGGGUUUUCACCUGCGACGGAUGCCGAGGCUUUUUUAAGAGGAGUAUUCGUCGUAAUCUCACAUAUCAAUGCAAGGAAAGAGGCAAUUGUACUGUGGAUGUAACGAGACGAAAUCAAUGCCAGGCCUGUAGGUUAAAGAAGUGUUUUGAAGUGAAGAUGAACAAAGAUGCCGUCCAACACGAGAGGGCCCCACGCUCCUCGCAAGCUGUCCCAAUUGUCCCCACGUGCUCAUUACUCAGUGGAUCAUACGAACAACCUCCCACGCACGCUGUCCCAGAACAGCCGUUCUCUUACUCCAAAAGCAACCAGGGUGACAGACCACAGCGCCACAGCAGCCCAGAGCGAGAACUGGAACCGAACAGAUCGAGCGACCUAUCACGCUUCUCGCCCCCAGUCUCUCAGUAUCACGGCCAGAAUAACAACCAGUCACCAGACUCCUCCAAGAAGCGCAACUUUCUUUCCAUAGCAAGUCUGAUUGAAACAAAAGACAACUCUGCGCAGCCUUCUCCGAGUACUACCACCUCCAGCCCUAAACACGAGAGUGACGACCCUAGAGAAAGGUCACCACUCGUGUACCAACCCUCCUCGGAGUCCGUAUAUGAGUCCGCCGUGCAGUUACUGUACAUGUCAGUUACUUGGGCGAGAAAUAUACCCACAUUUUUGGAUCUUCCUUUCCGUGAUCAAGCGAUCUUGCUGGAAGAAGGAUGGAGUGAGCUUUUCGUUCUGAGCGCUGCCCAGUUCUCUUUGCCAGUGGACAUGGGGCCGCUUCUAUCUGCAGCUGGUCUGCAGGUGGAUAAAGCGCCCACAGAUAAAAUCGUGGCGGGAAUGGCAGACAUUCGUCUGUUACAAAAUGUGGUGGCGAGAUUCAAGCGGCUGCAGAUUGACUCUACUGAGUAUGCGUGUUUGAAAGCCAUUGUGCUAUUCAAGCCAGACCUUCGUGGUCUCCGAGCGCCUCACAUGGUUGAAAGACUGCAAGAUCAAGCCCAAGCCAUGUUGGGAGAAUAUUGCCGCGGCCACAAUCCUGAACAGCAAGUGAGAUUUGGAAAGCUGUUGCUGAUGCUACCAUCAUUACGCUCCAUCAGUCCUAAGAUGAUAGAAGACUUGUUCUUCCGCGGGGCUCUUGAUAACGUCCCCAUUGAGAGAAUGCUGUGUGAUAUGUUCAAAUCAAGCUAAGCUGAAGGCUACUAUCUCCUAGAAAGUACAGUGCUCUUCAGUUUUCGUUUUGAAAGGAGAGCUUGUUAUUUGUGAACAGUUUAGUUAAAUAAGUAACUCGGUUGUUAAUUCCAUAACCUACCUUUUAGCCCAGAUGAAGUACAGCUGUCAAUUUUAAAGAAGGGAGACCUCCAACAAAGCACUCAUAUAGCGUGGAUUGCCUGUCCUUAGCCGGGGCGAGAUGCGCAGGAACUGGGCCUUUACGCUAAGCGCGGGAGACAAGGGGUCUACUAGUGCUUAGCGCUAAAAAGAUUUGACACCAAUUCAAAUGAGAUUUAAUCGAUUUUUAUUUGUUUUUACUGCAUCCAUAAGUUUCAGCCAGAAUUAAAUGCAGUUAAGUUACAGUUCAGAGCAAGUGUCUGAAGAUAUAUGUUACUAGUAACAUGUCUUCAAUGUGGUCAGCCCCGACAACAUGUGUACAUUAUAACCUGCUCGUUUUGCCACCUGUUUUUCGUUUUUCUUCUACGCCAAGGUUCUCUUGAUCCUCUAUGCCUGGGUUCGUUGUAUCUCUUUAAAGCUAAUUUAUAAUCCUUUGAUAAAUUGAUGCUUUGAUAAACAAGUUAAAUAUGAUGGCAUUCAGAGGAUGACACAGGUAUACGCGGAGAAAAAGGAACUCCGAAAAACGAUAGGAAUCGAACCUGCGACCUUCGGAAGCUUUUUGAUUAGUGCUUCGGACGCUCUACUCCCCUAGAAGACCUGUGUGUACGAUGAAACACAACUGGCCUUACGGCAGUAUUGCAAAUAAUCAAGCUGGAAAUUAGAGUAAGUCGUGAAAAACUGUAGUAUUUAUUUAUGUAGAUAGUUAUUUUAUUUUCAGUUUUUCUGCGUGUUUCGAUAAAGGUUUUUUUUUUAAUAGGAUCGGAAAGAAAAGUCAGUAUCGGUGUUUUUCCUUUGAAAUUUUUUAUCAACUUUUUUGUUUUGCUACCUUCAUUUGAAAGCUUUUAAAGCCAAGUUUUUUUUGGAUAGUACUUGGUAUGAGAUAUUUUUUUCCAGGGUUCAAAUUUUAUUUCGUAAACAGCUUAAAAGAUUCAUUGCUAAGAUUGUUCGCAAGCAUUAGUAUAUUUUAAAGCUCUGCGAAUGCGUAAAUGCAAACGAUGGCCUCUCUCGUACUUAGCUGAAUCUCGGUGGAGGUUUUCGAUGGAUUUUUUAAUGUUUUUAUCUUACAAUAUUCUGAGGGAAUUCCUUUGAAAUGAAAACGAUAGACUAAUUAAAAGCAAAGUUUGUUGAAGUAUAAGGAAACCGAGCAAAAAUAAAGUAUGAAUAAAUAUGAAGAACCCCUUCGAUUGAAAGCAAACUUUCGUAGUAGCUUCGUUUGAUUUCUAAGACAUUUUGAUAGGGAAUAUUCACUUGUAUCUGCCUUUUUUUUUUAACAUUUGGUAGCAAAGUAUUCAUAGAAUAGUGAAAAUGUUUAGUAAACUCUUAUGUAUAUAAUCAAGAGAACAUAAACUGUUAACUAAUCUCUUGAUGUAAUGUAAAUAUCUGUAGCAUACAGCAUUUUGGUAGUUCAGAACAUUCAAGUUAAUGUAUCAAAUUUUGUUUUUUUUUUUUCAAAUUGUUUUAUUCAAAUUGUACCACACUAAAGCGAAAAUGAAGUCCCAUUAUUUUUGCUUUAUACAUCAUUUUCAAUAGCUUAUAAUAGGUAUAGUGAGGUUACGUGCUAAGACUAUCAGUUAAGUUUCUAAAUUUAUAUCGAUAAACUUUUUUUUGUAUAGGGUUGUUAUGCCAUGUAAGAACCUACAUUUGUGGUUCCAGGCCUUCGCUUUAUUAAAUAAAUGCAAGGGACUAAGCACAA
Messenger RNA from Stylophora pistillata, 3229 nucleotides. RefSeq names its product nuclear receptor subfamily 2 group E member 1. Gene Ontology annotation, cellular component: nucleus. Gene Ontology annotation, biological process: regulation of DNA-templated transcription. The record is from RefSeq and is a predicted model, not a curated record. NCBI's taxonomy places the organism in Eukaryota, Metazoa, Cnidaria, Anthozoa, Scleractinia, Pocilloporidae. Gene Ontology annotation, molecular function: nuclear steroid receptor activity; zinc ion binding; sequence-specific DNA binding.